AGGGACCAUGAUGGCGGCGGUCGGUGCGCCAGAAGUGAUCACACAGCUGGAAAGCGCUGCCAAAGUUUUAAUGGCACCACCGUCGAUGGUCAGCACCGAGCAGAGGCAGCAUGCCGAACAUGUGUUCCUCUCCUUCAGGAAGUCCAAAUCCCCCUUCGCCAUUUGCAAGCACAUCUUGGAGACCAGUAAGGUGGACUACGUGCUGUUCCAGGCAGCCACGGCCGUCAUGGAGGCCGUGGUGCGGGAGUGGAUCCUGCUGGAGAAGACCAGCAUCGAGUCUCUGCGGGCCUUUCUCCUCACCUACGUCUUACAGAGACCCAAUCUGCAGAAGUACGUCCGCGAGCAGAUCCUGCUGGCGGUGGCCGUCAUCGUGAAGAGAGGCUCCCUCGACAAGAGCGUCAGCUGUAAGAGCAUCUUCCACGAGGUGGGCCAGCUCAUCAGCAGCGGGAACCCCACCGUGCAAACCCUGGCCUGCUCCAUCCUGACCGCCCUGCUCAGUGAGUUCUCCAGCUCCAGUAAGACCAGCAGCAUCGGCCUCAGCAUGGAGUUCCACAGCAGCUGCAAGCGCCUGUUCCAGGAGGACGGCCUGCGGCAGAUCUUCAUGCUGACCAUGGAGGUGCUGCAGGAGUUCAGCCGCAGAGAGAACCUCAACGCCCAGAUGUCCUCCAUCUUCCAGCGCUACCUGGCUCUGGCCAACCAGGUCCUCAGCUGGAACUUCCUGCCACCCAAUCUGGGCCGCCACUACAUCGCCAUGUUCGAGUCCACGCAGAACGUCAUGCUGAAGCCCACCGAGUCCUGGAGGGAGGCGCUGCUGGACACCCGCAUCAUAGACCUCUUCUUCACGGUCCACAGUAAGAUCCGGGAGGACUCGGACAUGGCUCAGGACUCUCUCCAGUGCCUGGCUCAGCUGGCCUCCAUGCACGGACCCAUCUUCCCCGAUGAGCGCGCACAGAUCUCCUACCUGGCUCACCUGGUGAAGGGCCUGCUCAGCAUGGUGGACAGGAUCGAGAUCGAGGACUCGGAGGCGGUGGGCAUCUCCAACGUCAUCUCCAACCUGAUCACCAUGUUCCCCCGGAGCGUCCUGACCGCGCUCCCCAGCGACCUCUUCACCUCCUUCAUCAACUGCCUCACUCUGCUCACCUGCUCGUUCGGCCGCAGCGCCGCCCUGGAGGAGGUGCUGGAUAAGGACGACAUGGUCUACAUGGAGGCGUACGACCGGCUGCUGGAGUCCUGGGUGACGCUGGUGCAGGACGAGGAGCACUCCCGCGGCUGCUUCGUCCAGCCGGCCGUCCAGGUCUUCAACUCCUACAUCCAGUGUCACCUGGCCGCGCCCGACGGCACGCGCAACCUGUCGGUGAACGGCAUCUCGUCCCACGACGAGGAGGAGAUCAACGAGCUGCAGGAGGACGACCGGGAGCUGUUCUCAGACCAGCUGUCCAGCAUCGGCAUGCUGGGACGGGUGGCGGCGGACCACUGCAUCCCCCUGCUCACCAGCCUGCUGGAGGACCGGGUCACCCGGCUGCACGGCCAGCUCCAGAGGACCCAGCAGCACCUCAUGGCCUCCUCAGACCUGGGCUCCGUGGACCGCAAGGUCCUGGACGACCUGUACGAGGACAUCCACUGGCUCAUCCUGGUCUCAGGGUACCUGCUGGCAGACGACCCCCAGGGGGAAACCCCGCUCAUCCCGCCGGAGGUGAUGGAGUUCUCCAUCAAGCACUCCACUGAGGUGGACAUCAACACCACCCUGCAGAUCCUGGGCUCCCCGGGAGAGAAGGCCUCCUCCAUCCCCGGCUGCCACCGCACCGACUGCGUCAUCCGGCUGCUGUCGGCGGUGCUGCGGACGUCGGAGGUGGAGUCCAGAGCCACCAGGGCGAGCCUGACGGAGCUGCUGAGCCCCCAGAUGGGGAAGGACAUCGUGUGGUUCCUGAGGCGCUGGGCCAAGACCUACCUGCUGCUGGACGAGAAGCUCUACGAGCAGAUCAGCAUCCCUCUCAGCACGGCGUUCGGCGCCGACACCGAGGGCGCCCAGUGGAUCGUGGGAUACCUCCUGGAGAAGGUGAUCAACAACCUGUCGGUGUGGAGCUCGGAGGCGGAGCUGGCCACGGACACGGUGGAGCUGCUGGUGACGCUGGUGGAGAAGCGGGAGAGGGCGAACAUGGUGGUGCAGUGUGAGAGCUGGUGGAGCCUGGCCAAGCAGUUCGCCAGCCGCAGCCCGCCGCUCCACCUGCUGUCCAGCUCGGUGCAGCGGGCGCUCAUGAAGGCCCUGGUCCUGGGGGGAUUCGCGCACAUGGACUCGGACGCCAAGCAGCAGUACUGGGCAGAGGUGCUCCACCCGCUGCAGCAGCGCUUCCUGAACCUCAUCAACCAGGAGAACUUCGCCCAGAUCAGCCAGGAGGAGGCGGUGAAGCAGGAGAUCGUCGCCACGCUGGAGGCGCUGUGCGGCAUCGCCGAGGCCACGCAGAUCGACAACGUGGCCUCGCUCUUCUCCUUCCUCAUGGACUUCCUGUCCAGCUGCAUCGGCCUCAUGGAGGUUUACAGCAACACGCCGGAGACCAUCAACCUGAUCAUCGAGGUCUUCGUGGAAGUGGCUCACAAGCAGAUCUGUUACCUGGGAGAGACCAAGUCCAUGAAGCUGUACGAGGCCUGCCUGACGCUGCUGCAGGUCUACUCCAAGAACAACCAGAGCCGGCGGCGGGGCGACGCCACGGCGGAGGAGGACCAGUACCAGGACCUGCUGCUCAUCAUGGAGCUGCUCACCAACCUGCUGUCCAAGGAGUUCAUCGACUUCAGCGACACCGACGAGGUGUUCCGGAACCAGGACCCCGGGACUCCGGCCUCCAGUCGGACCGUAUCGGCAGCAGACGUGGUUCUUUAUGGCGUCAACAUUGUUCUUCCUCUCAUGUCUCAGGACCUGCUGAAGUUCCCGUCUCUGUGUAACCAGUACUACAAGCUGAUCACCUUCAUCUGUGAGAUCUUCCCGGAGAAGAUCCCUCAGCUGCCGGAGGAGCUCUUCAAGAGCCUCAUGUUCUCCCUGGAGCUGGGGAUGACCUCCAUGAGUUCGGAGAUCAGCCAGCUGUGUCUGGAGGCUCUGUCCCCGCUGGCCGAGCAGUGCGCCAAGAACCAGGAGAAGGACUCGCCGCUCUUCAUCGCCACCCGCCACUUCCUCAAGCUGGUGUUCGACAUGCUGGUCCUGCAGAAGCACAGCACCGAGAUGACGACGGCGGCCGGAGAGGCGCUCUACACCUUGGUGUGUCUGCACCAGGCGGAGUACGCGGAGCUGGUGGAGACGCUGCUGUCCACCCAGAGGGACGCCGUCGUCUACCAGCGGCUGGCCGACGCCUUCAACAAGCUGACGGCCAGCAGCACGCCGCCCGCCAUGGACCGCAAGCAGAAGGUGGCCUUCGUCAAGAGCCUGGAGGAGUUCGUGGCCAACGUGGGCGGGCUGCUCUGCGUCAAGUAACCACUGGAACCGGCACGCCUCCCAGCAUCGCCCCCCCCCAAUCAGAGACCUUUUUCCCGGACAGCCGUGUGGAGGAGGCGGCGGCGGCGGCGGCUCGCCGCUCGGGGAUCCGCCUCAUGUCUGGAUGCUUCGGUGGAUUUCCUCCUUCCAUUGUUUCUGUCCUCCUCUCCACACAUCACACCCGCCUGUGCCGCCGUCCCUCUGGCAUGACAGGCAGUGUGACGAUGACGACGAUGAAGAUGACUGACCUGCUCAGCAGACGGACUCGGGGAGCUUCCUGUUCUGUCAGACCAAAGCAGCCGAGCGUCGAGCAGCAGCUCAUGUUGACGAUGGUGUUAACCCCCCUCCCCACUCCUCAUGUGCCUGGAGGCUUCUAGAGUACACACACACACACGCGCGCACACACGCUGGCCCCAGCUGUACCCAGAGUGCCUUUGUUCAGCUGAUUGUUUUGUGUGUCGACGGGUUUCGUUGUGUGUGAAUCAUGCUUCACGCCAUCCCAGGAGAAGUUUCGACUGUGCCUGCCGUUUGCCACGAACAUGGCAGAUGUACACACACACACUCACACACACACAGAUGCACAGACGCAUGCACAGUGUUGCCAUGACAACGAGCAUGGCCGGCCUUUGUGUCUUUUCCCUGUGUUGCUGGGGGGGUCAGGGGGGGGUGAAAGAAAACCAAAAUCUGAUUGUUGUGAAGAGUAUGUAGAUGAUAUGUACCUUCUAAAAUGUAAAGCGACUGAAGUGUUUUUAUAUGCCGGACAGAGUUGAACGAAUUCAGCUGAACUGGGAGCCGUGUUAAUUUUUUAGCUUUGAUUUUUAUUUGUAUUUGGAUUGUAGCCCGCGGCGUACGGACUCGCGCAUCAGGAGCUCGGCGGGUUCAUUUGAGUCGUAUUUUUCUACAGCAGCACAUUCAUUGCAAUCACUCUUCAACACACACACACUGGAAUGAGACUGUUUGGACGGAAGGACAGCAAUAAGAAACCAAAUACAGGAGCAGAGCCACUUGUGGAAGCAUCAUGCGGGGACGGAAGCCUCCUCGCUCACCUCCCCGUUACUGUCCACGGCUGCUUUGUUAAUAAAAUGUACAAGUGUACA
Salarias fasciatus (jewelled blenny) is the source of this 4557-nucleotide messenger RNA. RefSeq names its product exportin 4 (gene xpo4). Gene Ontology annotation, molecular function: nuclear export signal receptor activity. Gene Ontology annotation, biological process: protein export from nucleus. Lineage: Eukaryota; Metazoa; Chordata; Actinopteri; Blenniiformes; Blenniidae. The record is from RefSeq and is a predicted model, not a curated record. Gene Ontology annotation, cellular component: cytoplasm; nuclear pore.